This is a messenger RNA of Morchella sextelata, 882 nucleotides long. RefSeq lists its product as uncharacterized. NCBI's taxonomy places the organism in Eukaryota, Fungi, Ascomycota, Pezizomycetes, Pezizales, Morchellaceae. The record is from RefSeq and is a predicted model, not a curated record. The coding region runs from base 1 to 882 and encodes 293 amino acids. The transcript has a single exon.
AUGUCUGAAGAUCAAGAGGAUGAAGCAAAGGUGGGAGCGAAAUGUUCGCAACAGGGAAUAAAUUAUCAAUCAGAGGAAUUGUGGAAAGGGGGUGAAGGAAAUGUCCGGGUUAACGCUAUAGAUGAGGACUCAACCAGGAAAACCAGUCAAGGCAACGUUCCUAGGGAGUUGGAAUGGUGGGAAAGAGAGGAUGACUCCGAAGACGAAGUUGAGGAAAGCGACUCUGAUUUUGACGAGGAAGAUUCCGAAGAAGAAUCUGAAGAGGAAGACUCUGAAGAUGACGGAGAUGAUGAAUACGAGGACGACUCUGACGGUGGCUCGGGCGUAGACUCCGACGCGGAGGAGGAUCUGGAUGAAGCAUCCGCCGAUCAUGUGCGUUCGGUUACAAGCCGCGUUUCGGCCGUCAAAACCACUGUUUCGCUCUUAUGCGAGCCAAGAGCACAACACCCUAUCUCCAUUCAAUCACAAACUAUAGCCCCUUGCUCAUCUCAAUUACCUCAAGGUUUGGAAGAGGCAGGUGGCUUAGGGAUCUCUCUAUCCUCUUCCUCGCCAUCUGCUUCGUGUUUUUCUCUUGGUGAUUCUGACCUUGAAUCUUCCAAUUCCUCGACGACGAUCUCGUCCGUACCCACUCCAAUCACCCCAGCAUCUCCGUCUAUUACUCCCAUCGAUUCUUCCGAUCUUCAGAAACGUCAACAAAGAGAUUGCAAUGAGCUACCCGAAACCUCAUGGCUCCUGAUGAACUCACUCGAUGCAGCGUUAGGAGCUGCUCGGAGAGCUGAAAUGGAAAUGGAAUUUCGAAUUUCGCUACAACAAGGAGUAAGAGCCGGAAUGCCUUUGAGUAUUGAGGGGCUCGAUCUUGCUGGAAGCAACCAUCAAGAUUAA